Messenger RNA from Gongylonema pulchrum, 415 nucleotides. The record is from the annotation of a GenBank genome assembly. NCBI's taxonomy places the organism in Eukaryota, Metazoa, Nematoda, Chromadorea, Rhabditida, Gongylonematidae.
GUAUGAAAUUGAUGACCGAACAACAGCGCUAGCGAUCAUUGCAAAAGACUGCUCCGACUGGCCUCAAAUGCAGUUCCAGUUGGCCUGUGCAUAUGCCGCUCAACAUCUACUGCGCAACGAUAGUCUGGACAAGAUCAGACUGCGCGCAUUCGCAAGGAAGUUGGCUGGGCACUGUCUAUACGAUUUUUGGUUCGCACUACUUGGUGGCGUACGAGCUUGGGAUGAGAUGUUCAGCUCGGAUGGCUUGGCACCGAAGCAAACACUUUCGCUAGUGUUCCAGUUUGCCAUCGUACAUGGUUAUUUCGAACUUGUUACUUUUAUUUGGGAUCACAUCACUGAUCCACAGCGCGAAUUCAUAGGUAUUUUUUCGUGCUUAAUUAAUUUAAUAGACUUUCUGUUUCACUGGUUAAAUUGA